Messenger RNA from Orycteropus afer afer, 1721 nucleotides. It is a transcript of the gene NAGS, whose product is annotated as N-acetylglutamate synthase. Lineage: Eukaryota; Metazoa; Chordata; Mammalia; Tubulidentata; Orycteropodidae. Gene Ontology annotation, cellular component: mitochondrial matrix. The record is from RefSeq and is a predicted model, not a curated record. Gene Ontology annotation, molecular function: L-glutamate N-acetyltransferase activity, acting on acetyl-CoA as donor; arginine binding. Gene Ontology annotation, biological process: L-arginine biosynthetic process; glutamate metabolic process.
CCUGGCUGGGCGGCGCCCCGGCCGGCUCCAGCCCCGCCCCGCGGCAGGUUAAGAGCCGGGCAGAGCCGGGCGCUCCAGACAGAAAGUGACCCGUGGGGGGGCAAGUUGGUUAGGUUGUCAUGGCGACGGCGCGGGUGGCCGGGGCCCUGCGGGCAGUCGCUGCGGGUGGGCUGCUGCACCGCCCGCGAGGCCCUAGGGGCUCCCGAAGGCUGAGCGGCACCGCGCAGCGGCGGGCGGCGGGGAGCGCCAGCCCUGGGCGCCGGCUCAGCACUGUUGGGAUGCCUGCGCAGCCCCGGUACGAGACCGAGAGCGCGGAGGAUGCCUCGCCGCCGCCUGCUGCUGAGGAACCGCCGUGGAGCCCGCCCAGUGCUCCCCUCGUGGGCCCGGAGCUCCCGGAGCACUCCGCCGGCCGCUCGCUGGUGCAGCGAGACAUCCAGGCCUUCCUGAACCAGUGCGGGGCCAGCCCGGGAGAGGCGCGCCACUGGCUCUCGCAGUUCCAGACUUGCCACCACUCCUCGGACAAGCCCUUCGCCGUCAUCGAGGUGGAGGAGGAGGUGCUCCAGUGCAGGCAGGCCGUGUCCAGCCUGGCCUUCGCCCUGGCCUUCCUGCAGCGCAUGGACAUGAAGCCGCUGGUGGUCCUUGGGCUGCCCGCCCCCACGGCGCCCUCGGGCUGUCUCUCCUUCUGGGAGGCCAAGGCCCAACUCGCACAGAGCUGCAAGGUGCUGGUCGACGCGCUCCGACACAGUGCCGCCACCGCCGUGCCCUUUUUUGGCGGCGGCUCUGUGCUGGGCGCCGCCGAGCCAGCCCCGCAUGCCAGCUAUGGUGGCAUCGUGUCGGUGGAGACAGACCUGCUGCAGUGGUGCCUGGAGUCGGGCAGCAUCCCCAUCCUGUGCCCCAUCGGGGAGACGGCUGCGCGCCGCUCGGUGCUCCUCGACUCGCUGGAGGUGACUGCGGCGCUGGCCAAGGCGCUGCAGCCCACCAAAAUUAUCUUCCUCAACAACACAGGCGGCCUGCGCGACAACCACCACAAGGUCGUGAGUAACGUGAAUCUGCCCGCUGACCUGGAUCUGGUCACUAACGCCGAGUGGGUGAGCACCAAAGAGCGGCAGCAGAUGCGGCUCAUCGUGGACGUACUCAGCCGACUACCACACCACUCCUCCGCCGUCAUCACGGCCGCGAGCACGCUGCUCACGGAACUCUUCAGCAACAAGGGGUCUGGGACGCUGUUCAAGAAUGCAGAGCGGAUGCUUCGAGUUCAGAGCCUUGACAGCCUCGACCAGGGCUGCCUGGUGAACCUGGUCAAUGCCAGCUUUGGCAAGAAGCUCCGGGAUGACUACCUGGCCUCACUGCGCCCACGGCUGCACUCCAUCUAUGUCUCUGAGGGGUACAACGCGGCCGCCAUUCUGACCAUGGAGCCGGUGUUGGGAGGCACCCCGUACCUGGACAAGUUCGUGGUGAGCUCUAGCCGCCAGGGCCAGGGCUCGGGCCAGAUGCUGUGGGAGUGUCUGCGGCGGGACCUGCAGACUCUUUUCUGGCGCUCUCGGGUCACCAACCCCAUCAACUCCUGGUACUUCAAGCACAGUGAUGGCAGCUUCUCCAACAAGCAGUGGAUCUUCUUCUGGUUCGGCCUGGCUGAUAUCCGGGACUCCUAUGAACUGGUCAAUCACGCCAAGGGGCUGCCGGACUCCUUCCGCAAGCCAGCUUCAGACCCAGGCAGCUGA